CUUCUGCUUUUAGAGCUACUUAUAACAGAAGGUACUCCUGUUGAUGCUGCUGAUACAGAAAACCAUCUAGAGAUAAAGGUGGAAGAGCCAGCAGAUGCCACCCUUUUGGACAACAUACUUUUCUUGUUAUAUUCAUUCUUGCUUUAUUUCUCUAAGACGCUGUUUAUUACAUUGCCUGAUGAUACUCAACCUGGGCCUGAUUUUUAUGGACUACCAUGGAAGCCUGUAGUUUUCACUGUUUUGUUUGGAUUUGUAUCCUUUGUCGUUUUCUUUUGGAAAACUAUUCUUGUUGUAAAAGAUAGAGUAUAUCAAGUCAAUGAACAGCAAAUUUCCCAAAAGGUGAACAAUUUCACGAAAGAAAAUGAAGAACUGAAGCAGAAAUUGUCAAAUUAUGAACAGAAGAUGAAGGAACAGGUCAAAGAAAUCAUGAAGCAAAAUAUGAUUCUUUCUGAUGAAGCAACUAAAUAUAAGGAUAAAAUGAAGCUUCUUGAAAAAGUUAAAGAACUUCUGGAUGAGAGAGCUAAAAGUCUUCAUGUUAUGUUAGAAUCUGAGAGAGAACAGAAAGCUAAGAAUCAGGACUUGAUAAUGGAAAAUAAGAAAUUGAUAGAGAAGCUUAAAGAGGUCAUUUCAGUGAAUACUUCUGAACUUUCAGAGCUUCAAAUUGUCCUUAAUGAAGCUAAGCUUCGUGAAUAGAAGGUGAAGUUGGAAUGCUGUCGGCUUCAGAAAGAAAAUACCAUGCUUAAGAAGAAGAAAGAGCAGUUGCAGCAGGAAGUCAAAGACUGGAGUACAUCACAUGCUGAGCUCAGUGAACAAAUCAAAUCAUUUGAGAAGUCCCAGAAAGAUUUACAAGUAGCUCUUAGUCACAAAGAAGAUACUAUUAAUGCUUUGACUAAUUGUAUCACACAGUUGAAUUGGUUACAAUGUGAAUCUGAAUCUGAGGAUCAAAAUAGAGAAGAUGAGUCAGAUGAAUUAACCAAUGGAGAGGUAGCAGGUGAUCGGAAUAAGAAGAUCAAAGAUCAAAUUAAGCAGAUGAUGGAUGUCUCUCGGACACAAACUACAAUAUCAGUAGUUGAAGAGGAUCUAAAACUUUUACAACUUAAGCUAAGAGCCUCGAUGUCCACAAACUGUAAUCUAGAAGACCAAAUAAAGAAAUUAGAAAGUAACUGCAGUUCACUACAGUCUUCUAAAGUUGGACUGGAAGAGGAAUGUAAAACUCUAAGGCAGAAAGUGGAGAUUUUAAAUGAACUCUACCAGCAAAAUGAGAUGGCACUACAAAAGAAACUGAGUCAAGAAGAAUAUGAGAGACUAGAAAAAGAGCAGCGGCUGUCAGCUGCAGAAGAAAAGGUGGUUUCCACUGUAGAGGAAGUUAAAAAUUACAAGCGGAGAAUUGAAGAGAUGGAAGAAGAAUUACAGAAAACCGAGCGCUCAUUUAAAAACCAGAUUGUGCAAGAGAAGAAAGCUCAUGAUAAUUGGCUCAAAGCUCGUUCUGCAGAAAGAGCUAUAGCUGAAGAGAAAAGGGAAGCUGCUAAUUUGAGACAGAAACUAUUGGAAAUGGCCCAAAAGAUGGCAAUGCGGCAAGAAGAACCUGUGAUUGUAAAACCAAUGCCAGGAAGACCAAAUUUACAAAAUCCUCCUCGGAGAGGUCCCCUGAGCCAGAAUGGCUCUUUUGGUCCAUCCCCCGUGAGUGGUGGAGAAUGUUCCCCUCCACUGACAGCAGAGCCAGCUGGGAGACCUCCUUCUGCUACCCUUAAUCGAAGAGAUAUGCCUAUAAAUGGAUUUGACCCAGGAUGUGGUCCAGCUCACAUGAACAGCAGCUCCAGAAGUUCUUCUCCAGCUAAGGUGACAGAUGAGGGCAAGGUUAAUAUGGCUAUGAAAGGGCCCCCUCCUUUCUCAGGGGUACCCUUCAUGGGCCCCCUGAUGGGACCCCCUAUGGGACGGCCUCCACCACCUCCCAUUUGGUAUGGACCGCCACUUCAGUUCGAUGGGCCUUUUGGGCCUCGGCCAAUUCCUCCACCAUUUGGUCCUGGUAUGCGUCCACCAAUAGGCUUCAGAGAAUAUGCACCAGGUGUUCCACCUGGAAAUCGGGAUUUGCCUUUUGACCCUCGUGUUUUUUUUCCAGGACCCGCACCAUUUAGACCUUUAGGCUCAUUUGGCCCAAGAGAGUACUUCAUUCCUGGUGCCCCAUUACCACCUCCAACUCAUGGUCCCCAAGACUAUGGGCCACCACCUGUUGCAAAAGACUUAAUGCCUUCAGGCUUUAAAGAUGAACCUCCACCUACACCUGAUUCUCAGAGUAGUGAGGGCUGUUCACAGGCCUUAAAACUGGGCCCAUAAAAUUAACCUCUGACACUUAGUCAGAAAGUGGAUUAUGAACUAUUCAUUGUGUUAAAGGAUUAUUGGCUUCAAAAUAUAAAAGUUUAUUUUAAAUGGUUUAUGUUUUUAGAAUGAAGCUGCCUUGGUGCAGUACACAUUUUGAGCCAAAAUAUUUUCCCCCUAAAUAUCCCCCACUUAAGCUAGAGUAUCCUUCCAACUUUAAAACGUGCAAUAAGGAAUACCUUUGUUUUAGUUAAUGUAGCAUAUACAAUUGCUAAAUGAUUUAGAAUGUCAUAAUUAUGGACAUUUCCUGUGGAAAUGCUUUAAGAACAUGUAUUUCCAUUAUCCUAUUUUUAGUGUAUUCCAGUUGAUAGAGAAAUGGUGUUUUAUAAGCUUGAUUUUUCUCUUCCAAUAUCUGGUCACAGAGACUGUUACGCUAAAAAUGUUUACUCAAAGAUCAUAAACUUCAUUUUCCUUCUUGCUGAA
Messenger RNA from Marmota monax (woodchuck), 2799 nucleotides. RefSeq names its product transport and Golgi organization protein 1 homolog. Lineage: Eukaryota; Metazoa; Chordata; Mammalia; Rodentia; Sciuridae. Gene Ontology annotation, cellular component: endoplasmic reticulum exit site; endoplasmic reticulum membrane. Gene Ontology annotation, biological process: protein secretion; vesicle cargo loading; endoplasmic reticulum to Golgi vesicle-mediated transport. The record is from RefSeq and is a predicted model, not a curated record.